UUUUGGUGACUUUUCAAAUUUUUACAACUUGUGAUGUUUUCUUUGUCGUAAAGUGGAUCCAUUAUCCAUGCACCGCCAUUGAUUGAUUGGUCCAUGUAUAUUUUCCUCCACAAAUCAUAAUCUGUCUCCAAUCAGAGAGCCGUGUGAGACUCUAAACCAUAUCAUUUACAUCAUCUUCCAACUUCACAUUCUUCUACUCAUCCUUGCAACAAAGCUCACAAACCCCAAUGGAGAAGCAAGAAGCAAUAGUUCUUUAUCCAUCACCACCAAUAGGCCACUUAGUCUCCAUGGUCGAGCUAGGCAAACUCAUCCUCUCCCAAAACCCAUCUCUCUCCAUCCACAUCAUCUUAGUCCCACCUCCUUACCAGCCCGAAUCAACCACCACCUACAUCUCCACCGUCUCCACCUCCUUCCCUUCAAUCACCUUCCACCGCCUCCCAACCGUCACACCCUACUCCUCAACAACCUCACAAAGCCACGAGGCGCUCAUCUUAGAAAUCAUCUGCUUCAGCAACCCGAACGUCCACAGGACUCUCUUCUCCAUCUCCCAAACAUUCAACCUCCGUGCCAUGAUCAUCGACUUCUUCUGCACCGCCGUGCUAGACGUCGUCGCCGGUGACUUCACUUUCCCGGUUUACUACUUCUUCACCUCCGGAGCCGCCUGUCUCGCCUCCUUCUUCCAUCUCCCUACUCUUGACGAAACAACCGCUGGAAAAAACCUCAAAGACGUCCACACGCUGCUCAACAUCCCCGGCGUUCCUCCGAUCAAAGGCUCUGAUAUGCCUACUCGGGUACUUGACCGCAACGAUGAGGUCUACGAUGCAUUUAUAUCCUUCUCUAAGCAGCUCUCGCACUCUUCAGGGAUCAUCAUCAACACGUUCGAGGCAUUAGAGAACAGAGCCAUCAAGGCCAUAACAGAGGAGCUCUGUUUUCGCAAUAUUUAUCCAAUAGGACCGCUCAUUGUUAAGACAAGAACCGGAGAUAAUAAAAACGUAGAUUCUUGUCUGAACUGGCUAGAUUCUCAGCCAGAACAGAGUGUUGUCUUCCUCUGUUUCGGGAGCUUGGGUUUGUUUUCGCAAGAACAGCUCAAGGAUAUUGCUAUCGGUUUAGAGAGAAGCGAGCAGAGGUUCUUGUGGGUGGUUCGUAAUCCACCAGAGUUACAAAACCAAACAGAACCGGACUUGGAAGCUAUAUUACCGGAUGGGUUUUUAAACCGAACCGGAAACAGGGGAAUGGUGGUUAAAUCAUGGGCUCCGCAAGUUCCGGUUCUGAACCAUAAAGCAAUCGGUGGGUUCGUGACUCACUGCGGCUGGAACUCUAUUCUUGAAGCUGUUUGCGCGGGUGUGCCGAUGGUGGCUUGGCCGUUGUAUGCUGAGCAGAGGUUUAAUAGAGUGGUGAUUGUGGAUGAGAUCAAGAUUGCUAUUUCGAUGAAUGAAUCGGAUACGGGCUUCGUGAGUUCCAUGGAGGUGGAGAAACGAGUUCGGGAGGUAGUGGAGGAGGGUCCGGUUAGGGAGAGGACCAAGGCUAUGAAGAAUGCAGCUGAAUCAGCUUUGGUUGAAACCGGUUCGUCUAGGAACGCGUUGACUGCUUUACUCGAGUCGUGGAGUCCAAAGCAAACUUAGACUCUGCGUCAGGUUGUUGAAUUACUAUUGAUUAAAAAUUAUCAAAAAUUAAAAAAUACAGUACGAUACAUUUAUUAUGGUAGUUUAAUAUGUUUUUGUGAAAGUAAACAAUAUAUCUUUGUGGAACAGAUGAAGUAGUUCUUUGUUAAACCAACAAAUGGUAUUAGAAUUUGUCA
Molecule: messenger RNA, 1798 nt
Organism: Brassica rapa (field mustard)
Lineage: Eukaryota; Viridiplantae; Streptophyta; Magnoliopsida; Brassicales; Brassicaceae
Product: UDP-glycosyltransferase 88A1
Molecular function (GO): UDP-glucosyltransferase activity
Source: RefSeq, a predicted model, not a curated record